GUACCAACUAAAUAAAAACCCAACUACUAGAUUGAUAUUGAUAGAGUCGUAUAUCGAAAUUUCUUAGAACUUUCUAUCACUUUCGUCAUCUUCCACCCUAACGCAGCUCACCCAAUUUACCCAACAUUUCAUCGAAAAUUCACAUAUACUUCUCCGUUAUCUUUAUUAUUUUGGCGAUUGAAUUUUUAAUUGAAAAAGUCUACUAUUUAAAUUGUCAAUUAAGGCUAUUUCAAUUCAAAUUUCAAAGAAAAACAUCGUAAAUUCAGCCACAAUUAGCAAACAUCAGCAGAAAGAGAUUCAGAGAAUUUACGAUGCAACGAAUCUUCGGUGCUAAGAAACAAAAAGAUCCUCCUCCUUCAGUUUCAGAUGCUUCUGAUCGGAUCAACAAAAGAGGGGAAAAUGUUGAUGACAAGAUUAAAAAGCUUGAUGCUGAAUUAGCUAGAUACAAAGAACAAAUCAAAAAGACACGGCCUGGUCCUGCACAGGAAGCUGUAAAGGCUCGAGCGAUGAGGGUCCUUAAACAAAAACGGAUGUAUGAAGGGCAGCGUGAUAUGCUCUACAAUCAAACAUUCAAUCUUGACCAAGUUUCCUUUGCUGCAGAGGGUAUAAAGGAUGCUCAGCAAACUAUGUCAGCAUUAAAAGCUGCAAACAAGGACUUAAAAGGAAUGAUGAAGACAGUAAAAAUUCAAGAAAUAGAUAACCUGCAAGAUGAUAUGAUGGACUUGAUGGAUAUGAGUAAUGAGAUUCAAGAAACCCUUGGAAGAAGCUACAAUGUGCCUGACGACAUUGAUGAGGAUGACCUGAUGGAGCUCGAUGCACUGGAAUUAGAUAUGGAAUCUGAGAGUCAGGGGGUUCCUUCUUACCUUCAGUCUGAACCUGAUGUCGAGGAAGAGCUCAACUUGCCAGCAGCUCCUACUGGUUCUGCAGCAGUGCCUGGCAGAGCCAAUGUUCAGUCUGAGGAUGAACUGGGCUUGCCCUCUGUACCCCGAGCAUCCCUUCGUACUUAACAGGAAUGAAUUAAAGGAGCUGGUUUGAUACUUCGAUUUACAACUCAUUGUGCAGAAUAUUAUUGUAGUGAACUCUAUUGUUCCAAUUUUUUGGGUGGUGGUGGGUUAUUAUUGGAAGGGGGUUGGUGUUAAAUGUGUGAAAAUAUUUUUUUACGGUUUUGUUGGUAAUAAUUGAACCAAAUGUACAAUUUGCCACUUGAACAAGGAGUAUAUAGAGAAAGAAAUUGAUGUUUGAUAUUGUAAUUAGACUUUCUUGCCAAAAUACGCAUUUUUUUA
Chenopodium quinoa (quinoa) is the source of this 1283-nucleotide messenger RNA. RefSeq names its product vacuolar protein sorting-associated protein 60.2-like. The coding region runs from base 312 to 1007 and encodes 231 amino acids. Gene Ontology annotation, biological process: late endosome to vacuole transport via multivesicular body sorting pathway; vesicle budding from membrane. Gene Ontology annotation, cellular component: multivesicular body. NCBI's taxonomy places the organism in Eukaryota, Viridiplantae, Streptophyta, Magnoliopsida, Caryophyllales, Amaranthaceae. The transcript has 7 exons. The record is from RefSeq and is a predicted model, not a curated record.